This is a messenger RNA of Sinocyclocheilus rhinocerous, 971 nucleotides long. RefSeq lists its product as uncharacterized. Bases 222 to 971 code for a protein of 249 amino acids. Lineage: Eukaryota; Metazoa; Chordata; Actinopteri; Cypriniformes; Cyprinidae. The transcript has 6 exons. The record is from RefSeq and is a predicted model, not a curated record.
AGUGAUUUUCAUUUUUGGGUGAACUCUCCCUUUCAGUUUGAGUUUCACUGGAUUCAUGUUUCAGGUCUUGUUGCUUGACUGAUUGUUUUGCAUAUUAUAGUGGACUGUUCCUUUCACACUCAUGCUAAUAUCAACACGGCUGUGAUCGUGCUUCAUUCUGUGGUUUGAAUCUCAUUUCUACUGUGUUUUGUGUGUGUUUUCCAGAUCUCUACAUCGUCAUUAUGGUGAUUAUGUGUUUGAUUCUGUUGUUAGCCGGAGGUCUGAGUUUGUUGUUGCUCAAGCGGAGAUGUAAAAAGACACAAGGUUCAGCCUCAUCCGAUCAGAGGAACACAGGAGAUGGUGAUGAGGUGUCCUCGUCUGCUUAUUAUGCAAUGAUCCCAGACUCUGGAAGCACAACAUUACACCCGUCUGUUCAGAAGCCCAUCAGUUUAAACACGGUUUAUGACACGGCACAUUUACCCACAAACCCCUCUGGCAGUGAUUUCUACACACUGGCUGAACAGCCACAAAACAUGACAUACACAUCAGAGAGUAUGUCACCUAAACCAACAACAACAAGAGCUUUGUUUCACACCAGCAAACCAGCGACAGCAGAUACUGCCUCCAGCAGACCCGUCACAUCUUCAUCUUCAUCAUCUUCAUCUUCAGUGUUAAUGUUUUUCUCAUCGUCUGCUAAUGCAGUGUCACCAAAACCACAACUGGGAGUGCGGCUGAGAGGCGUCAUUCGUGUCUUGGUUGAAAAUCUGUCCGCUAAAGAAGCCACUCAUACUGUAUGCCAUUAUGAAGAGAUCAUUUGCACAGACAGCUACGGUUUGGGCCUUUCUGUAUUUGAUGUACUCAACACCUAUUCCACCGUCAUAUUUCAGACUACAGACCAUCCAGACAGGACUUCAGACGGACAGGAGACAUGCGACUCUGCAACUGUUAGAAAGACUGUGGCAUUCAUGGACACCAGGUCGAUUAACAGUUAA